AUGUACUUCUACGCUGGUGCUCCCGACUGGGUCUUCUCCGCCUUUGCCUUCAUUGGCUUCGUGCUGAGUUUCAUUCCACUUCCAUGGCAUUUGCAAGCCUGGAAUGUCGGUACUUGCCUCUACAUGAUCUGGACGGGCCUUGCUUGCCUGACUCUCUUCGUCAACUCCAUCAUCUGGCAUAAUAAUAUGCUUGACUGGGCCCCCGUCUGGUGCGACAUCUCAACGCACUUCAUGAACGGUUUCAAUCUCGCGAUCCCCGCUACGUCACUCUGCAUCAACCGUCGUCUAUACCAGAUCGCCAGUGUGAAAACUGUGACCAAGACGAAGCAGGAGCAGCGCCGGGCUAUCAUCGUUGACUUCUUGAUUGGACUGGGAUUGCCUCUCUUGCAGAUUCCUCUCCAAUAUAUCGUUCAAGGUCACCGCUACAACAUUUUUGAGGACAUUGGCUGCCUUGGCGAGACCUUCGAAACGCCAGUCGCCGUAGUCCUCUUUCACCUUCCGCCCAUCCUCGUUGGCUGCGUCUCAGCAGUCUACUGCGUUCUUUCCAUUCGUGCAUUCUACGCCUCCCGCGCCCAGUUCAAGGAACUGCUUUCCUCAUCCAACACCAACCUCAAUCUCAACCGCUAUGUUCGCCUCAUGGCGCUUGCCUCGAUCGACCUCCUUUUCACCAUCCCCCUCGGUAUCUGGGUCCUCUAUACCAACGUUUCCGUUGUCGGUCUCAGCCCAUGGAUUUCGUGGGAUGACACACACUCCAAUUUCUCCCGCGUCUCCCAAAUCGCCGCUUAUUUCUGGCGCCGAGACCCACUCAUGGUGGCGAGUCUCGAGACACUUCGCUGGGCAACCGUGUUCUGUGCCUUUAUCUUCUUUGCAUUCUUUGGAUUUGCGGAUGAGGCCAUUAAGAACUACAAAAUCGCUAUCAACAGCGUCGCGAGGAGAGUUGGACUGUCGACUGCGGGGAGUUCGACAUUGGGCGGCAGCGGUGGAAUGCUGUCCUCGAAGGGAUCCAACGGCAAUGGGGCUGGCCUUCCGGUGUUUGUUCGGAGAAUGCCUCAGAAACGCGAAUCAGUAGACUCCUUUGCGUCGUCCUCUGGACUGGAGUCUCUGCCUUACGACAACGAAAAGUCGAUGGGCACAUUUUCUGGCGCCAAGUCAUUUGGCACGCUUUCCCUACAAGACGUUGGUGGGCUUUUACCUGCCCCAGACUACGCGUCUGAAAUUGGCAUGUCUCCUGUCGAAUCUUCCUCUUCCAGGAGUAGAACCGAUUCACUGGCGGGUGACUCAGACGCGGAGGAAAUUGAUGUGUCGUCUUUGCGAUGUACAUCAAUUGCCAUGCCUGAGCCUGCAGUUGUGCACCCAAAGCGGGACGCUGGUGACAUCGUAUAG
Mycena indigotica is the source of this 1383-nucleotide messenger RNA. Its product is annotated as Pheromone B alpha 1 receptor. Gene Ontology annotation, molecular function: mating-type alpha-factor pheromone receptor activity. Lineage: Eukaryota; Fungi; Basidiomycota; Agaricomycetes; Agaricales; Mycenaceae. Bases 1 to 1383 code for a protein of 460 amino acids. The transcript is spliced from 3 exons. Gene Ontology annotation, cellular component: membrane. The record is from RefSeq and is a predicted model, not a curated record. Gene Ontology annotation, biological process: G protein-coupled receptor signaling pathway.